This is a messenger RNA of Glycine soja, 1972 nucleotides long. Its product is annotated as lysine histidine transporter 1. The record is from RefSeq and is a predicted model, not a curated record. Gene Ontology annotation, cellular component: plasma membrane. Lineage: Eukaryota; Viridiplantae; Streptophyta; Magnoliopsida; Fabales; Fabaceae. The coding region runs from base 190 to 1542 and encodes 450 amino acids. The transcript is spliced from 8 exons.
CAAGAACUCUCUGAUUUUCUAUUCUUUUUGUUCCCUCUCUCUCUCUUCACGUGAUAAUUGACUUGUUAUGUAGCGGUGAUAAUUAUACUAUCAAGGUGAAGAAGUUCCAUAUUCUGCGUUUUAUUACAAAGCUGAAAGCUCAGAAAGCGCGUUCUGUAUUCUUCGUUGGUUACUGAUUUUUGGGUUAUCAUGGGAACUCAGUCUCAAACACCAAUUGAUAACAAUUAUCUCAAAAACGCUACUGAAGAGGAAUUACAGAGGCAGAAGGCAAUUAAUGAUUGGCUUCCAAUUACUUCUUCAAGGAAUGCAAAAUGGUGGUACUCUGCCUUCCACAAUGUCACUGCCAUGGUUGGUGCUGGUGUUCUUAGUCUCCCAUAUGCCAUGUCUGAGCUUGGAUGGGGUCCUGGUGUAACUGUACUAAUCCUGUCAUGGAUCAUCACCCUGUACACUCUAUGGCAAAUGGUUGAGAUGCAUGAAAUGGUACCUGGAAAACGUUUUGAUAGGUAUCAUGAACUGGGGCAGUAUGCCUUUGGGGAGAAGCUAGGACUUUAUAUAGUGGUGCCUCAACAACUUGUGGUGGAAAUUGGGGUGAACAUUGUCUAUAUGGUUACUGGGGGAAAAUCCUUGCAAAAGUUCCAUGACACUGUAUGUGACAGCUGCAAAAAGAUCAAGUUGACCUUCUUCAUUAUGAUCUUUGCCUCUGUUCACUUUGUACUGUCUCACCUGCCCAACUUCAACUCCAUUUCUGGUGUAUCUCUGGCAGCAGCAGUUAUGUCCUUGAGUUACUCUACAAUUGCCUGGGCAGCUUCUGCUCAUAAGGGUGUUCAAGAGAAUGUAGAAUAUGGUUACAAAGCUAAGAGUACAUCAGGAACAGUCUUUAACUUCUUUAGUGCCCUUGGGGAUGUUGCUUUUGCCUAUGCUGGACACAAUGUGGUGUUGGAAAUCCAAGCAACAAUUCCAUCUACACCAGAGAAACCAUCCAAGGGUCCUAUGUGGAGAGGAGUGGUUGUUGCUUACAUAGUUGUGGCUUUAUGCUACUUCCCAGUUGCCCUUAUUGGUUACUGGAUGUUCGGCAAUACAGUUGAAGAUAACAUUCUCAUCAGUUUAGAGAAACCAAAAUGGCUUAUUGCAAUGGCUAAUAUGUUUGUGGUGAUCCAUGUUAUUGGAAGUUAUCAGAUUUAUGCAAUGCCAGUGUUUGACAUGAUUGAAACUGUGAUGGUGAAGAAGUUGAACUUUAAACCUAGUAUGACACUUCGUUUUAUUGUACGCAAUCUGUAUGUGGCAUUCACAAUGUUCGUUGCUAUUACCUUCCCAUUCUUCGGUGGUCUCCUAGGAUUUUUUGGAGGAUUUGCUUUUGCACCAACAACAUACUUUCUCCCCUGCGUCAUGUGGCUUGCGAUCUACAAACCAAGGAGAUUCAGCAUGUCUUGGUGGGCCAACUGGAUCUGCAUUGUGUUUGGCCUAUUGUUGAUGAUUUUAUCACCAAUUGGAGGAUUGAGGUCAAUCAUAAUUAGUGCCAAGGACUACAAGUUCUACUCAUAAAUUCAUUCCUAACUGAGUCAAUGAUGGGAAUCUGAAGCAUGCAAUUGCAAAUACAAGAAGGGAAUGAAAGCUCAAUAAAAGUCAUAUGUGUUAUAGAAUCUGGUUUAUCUUAGGUCGCUGGGUGCUUUAACUAUAGAAUGCAAGAAUGCAUUGGUUGAGGAGGAUCAUCUGCAACUUGCUUGUUAGUGGAAAAGAAAAUUAUGAAAAGGGAAUUUUAUAUAUAUUUUCUUUGUCAAUUUUUACUUCACGACUCUUUGCUCUAUUUAAAGUGUUUGCUAUUAUAUUUAUUUGGUUCCACUGAAUUCACAUCAGAACCCCUCUACUAAUGACCUUGUUGUAUAGUUAUUGUAAUUUCUACUAGUCUUUCAUUCCUGUACUCUCGUUUGAACUAAGGGCGUUCAUAGAAUGACUUAGAAUGCGCUUACAUUUA